Messenger RNA from Dichomitus squalens LYAD-421 SS1, 1244 nucleotides. RefSeq lists its product as uncharacterized. The transcript is spliced from 11 exons. Lineage: Eukaryota; Fungi; Basidiomycota; Agaricomycetes; Polyporales; Polyporaceae. The record is from RefSeq and is a predicted model, not a curated record. Bases 90 to 1055 code for a protein of 321 amino acids.
CUCAAAUACAUCGUGGUGUAGCGAGACAGCCUCAGGCAGCGCCUUUCCGGUCCACCAAGCGAGGUCUGGUACUUCCUUCUGUUAUUUCUAUGUCUUCAGUAUCGGAUGCGGAAUACGCUUUCGUUUUGCAGGUCUACACGUAUUCUGGCUUAGCGCUGCUUCUGUACGAUACACUGCUCACUUUUGAUCGUGAGAUGCGCUUCAUAUGGGUUCGCGGGCGAGCCCUUAUGACUGUGCUACUUGUGGCUAUCCGAUAUGGUCAGGUCGCCAGUCUUAUUCUGAAUCUAUUAGCGUUCGAUUUCGGCCCGUCAUCCGCUCAGGUGUGUACAACGCUCAGCGUGAUAUCCACGAUCACUUUAGUGAUCCCUUACUUGGGCUGGUCAGUUUUCCUGGGAUGGAGAGCAUACGCACUGUCCGCUCGCAAUAGUCUCGUUGCCUUGUUUGCUUUCCUAUGCAGUGUCUCAUUUGCAGUUCCAUCUCUGGUCCCGCUGUUUGGAGCUCCAGCAAAAUAUGUCAUUGGGGAUAUACCCGGUUGUUUCUCCGAUUUGACUACGAUUCGCCCUUUGCUGACACUACUGUUGGGUGUAUCACGACCUCUGGCUUUGGUGGCCGAUUUGGUCGUUCUGGUUUUGACUUGCCUCAAGACACGUAGGGAAUGGCUCUCGUCGAAGACCGUCAAUCCUAGAGCUUCUCUUGCUAACGCUUUGUUUGUGAAUGGGGUCAUUUUUGUCUCCUUGACAACAUGCAUGCAUGUCAUCGCUAUGAUAGCGGCAUUGGACGAGGCGCUGAGCACUAGCAAAUUUGGGCAGUUCAGCCUCCUCAGAGAUGUCUUCGUGUCCAUCGUUCUCUCACGGUUCAUUCUGGAUCUUGCUGCUGUCGGGCCAGAAAAGGAAGGGGCGACCCCUGCACCUCAAGAUGUCCUCACAACGCAUUGGACGCACGACGGGUCUGACGUUCUCUCUUUAUAUUCUCUUGAAGAGGAUUACAACGGGAGAGGAUUCGACAAGGAUUUUGAAGACAGCGACUUUGAGGCCUCCCAUGUAGCAGGAGUAUGAGACGGAUCAAUCCGGGGCUUCCGAAAGCCCGCAACAUGGCUCAGCAUCGAGGACCUACUCCACAAGGCAUCGCCUCCUGCCGCUCAUUAAAGGUCCCACUCAUUUACGUAGCAUAAAAUGACAUUUUGUGAUAAACUCCGUCCAUACCCGUCAGGAUGGGCUGCACUAUCUUCCACCACUUACGCUCCC